Labrus mixtus (cuckoo wrasse) is the source of this 4291-nucleotide messenger RNA. It is a transcript of the gene prickle3, whose product is annotated as prickle homolog 3. Lineage: Eukaryota; Metazoa; Chordata; Actinopteri; Labriformes; Labridae. Gene Ontology annotation, molecular function: zinc ion binding. The coding region runs from base 1021 to 3435 and encodes 804 amino acids. The record is from RefSeq and is a predicted model, not a curated record. The transcript has 11 exons.
CUGUUUCCCAUCAGGCUGUUUUCACACUGUCUCUGCUAGGACUUUUGCUGCCCUUGAUUUAUCUGUGAUCUCUAAACUCAUCUGCAAAUGGUUUUAACACUUUCUAUUUGAGAUAACUUUGCGUUUAUGAAAAGCCUUUCCUACUUUGCUUUGAUGCCUUUCAGCUGCGGUGAUCAUUACAGUAAAGUUAUGUGUCAUUUGAAAGGCCACUUGUGCAAUGCUCAUCUUAAUCUCAGUCCUCAUUUUGUUGCUGUUCCCCUAGCAGCAGGGAUAAAAGCUACCAUUAACUUUCCCUGUAAACACAGCUGCGUUCAUAUCUGCUCGCAUAAAUAUUUAUAUAGGGAUAUUUAUUCAAAAGUUGAAAGUGACCCCUCCCAUGCUCUGUAUGUGUCUCGACCUGUAAAUAUUAAUCGACUUGAUUUAGAACUGCAGGUGCAGAAAUAAAGACUUAAGUGGGUCUGAAUAUAAACAAUAGCCUUGAAGGGAUUUCGACAUCGUUUAAACGUCCUUCUAUCCUAGGUGAAGUGCCGUCCAAACUUUAGGAUGGCCUGUUUCCUUUCUUUCCUUUCCUUUUUUUUUAACAGCAGAGGUGAACUCCACACUUCGCACAGAUACCCAGGCUCAUAGAUCUUCAAGAUAAAAGCUGAAACAAUAUAAUAUUUUGAAAAAAAUCAUUUUAAGCGGAUAUCUUCACAGUAAAAUCUUAAACGCUUAUUUCACGAUUGCUUAUUUAUUACUUUUGUUUUUAUGUUUUCUCUUGUCAAGAAAUAUCAAACGGAGGUGCGUUACAUUUUGUUUUACUUUGAAAGCUCAACCGGAAGUUACAUAUUUUGGAUACGCUAACUUGUCAUUUGAGUUGCUAAAGUAGUCGGAAGGAGGAGUCUGCGGCAGUAUCAGGGUAACAUGAUGUAGUUAAACACAGACUGUGUGACUUAUAAUAUCAAGAAGUCGCUGUUUUCACUCUGUUUUUUUCCUUUCCCCUUGGAAACUAAUUCGUGUUUUUGACAUCCAACCGACGUCAUGUUCCUGCGGGGAUCAAAAAAGCGACGGUCUAACCGCUCGCAGGAGGAAGAGGACCCAGACAGAGGGCAGCCCUGCAUGCGCUGUGGGGAUCAGUGCCCUGGCUUCCGUGUCCACGGCUGGAGAAAGAUUUGUGUUCACUGCAAGUGUGUGCGAGAGGAACAUGUUGUGCGCUCAGUGCCGGGCCAGCUGGAAAAGAUGAUGACAAAGCUGGUAUCAGACUUCCAGAGACACUCCAUCUCUGACGACGACUCAGGCUGCGCCUCAGAGGAGUACGCAUGGGUCCCACCUGGGCUCAAGCCCGAACAGGUUUACCAGUAUUUCAGCUGCCUGCCGGAGGACAGAGUGCCUUAUGUGAACAGUCAAGGAGAGAGAUACCGAAUCAAACAACUUCUGCACCAGCUCCCGGCCCACGACAGCGAGCCUCAGUACUGUAACGCUCUGGACGACGAGGAGAAGAAGGAGCUGCGUUUGUUCAGUCAGCAGAGAAAAAGAGAAAACUUGGGCCGAGGCGUCGUCAGACUCUUCCCAGUGACGAUGACGGGAGCCAUCUGCAAGCAGUGCGGCAGGCAGAUCUGCGGUGGAGACAUAGCUGUGUUUGCCAGUCGGGCGGGACACAGCAACUGCUGGCACCCUCAGUGUUUCCAGUGUGCCUCCUGCAGCGAGCUUCUGGUUGAUCUGAUCUACUUCUACCAGGAUGGACAGAUCUACUGCGGCCGGCACCACGCUGAGAGGCUCAAACCCCGCUGCCAGGCCUGUGACGAGAUUAUUCUGGCGGAUGAAUGUACGGAGGCAGAGGGAAGAUACUGGCACAUGAAGCACUUCUGUUGUUUUGAGUGUGAGGCGGCGCUGGGCGGUCAGCGUUACAUCAUGAAAGAGAGUCGACCGUACUGCUGCUCCUGCUACGAGUCGAUGUAUGCAGAGUACUGCGACACCUGCGGAGAACACAUAGGUAUCGACCAGGGCCAGAUGACCUAUGAGGGUCAGCACUGGCACGCUGUGGAGACGUGUUUCUGCUGCGCACGCUGUCAGCUCCCUCUGCUGGGGCGUCCAUUUCUCCCUAGAGCCGGGCUCAUCUUCUGCUCAAGAUCCUGCUCGCUUGGAGAAGACCCCAACAACUCUGACUCGUGUGACUCCGCGCUGCAGAGCAGAAUGUCUCAGCACAGGCGUGGUGGGACAGCAGAGAGGCAACAGCAGCCACAGUGUGGGUCACUAGUGCAGCCACUAGAGGGCAUCAGUCCUCCUAUUACUCCUGCAAAAGACUACAUUCACACUGCAGUGGAAAACAGAGGUGUUCACUGUACUGCUCCAGUGCAAAACGGAGCUCCUUCACCAAGAGGCUCCUACUCCCCUCUUCCACACAUUCAUCUAGGAAAUGGCUUAGGUCCAUCUUGGCCCAGUGACCUUCCUCAUUACAGUUUACUUCCUGCAGACAGUGGCAUCAAACCUCCUGUGGCUGGUCAUCAGUUUCAGGCACAGCUCAAUGGAAACACUGGACUAACUAGUCUUAAUUCAAGAGGAACCUCCACGGCUAAAGACUGCAGGAACUGGGUGGAAAAGACAAAUCAAGUUAUGCAAGUGUUUCCUCCUCAGAUAAACUCGCAUGUGCACCCCCUCAUUUCCCCCGACUCCCCUACCCUCCCGCCCAACCCCUCCGUCCUGCCGCCUCCUCUGCCCAUUAAAUCUAAAGACUUGAUGCCCCCGGAGUUGCCUCCACCAAUCCUUCCCCCACCAGAGAUUUGCCCCUCUGACUCUCCAACUCCGCUGACUCGCAGCAGCACAGCCAGAGUCAGCUUCAGAGAGCCGAUCAGCAGCAGCUACUCUGUCGACGAGGAUGAAGAUGAGAACGAGGAGGAGCUGCAAGAGGGAGUGGAAAACCAGCAGGAUGAAGAUCAGGUGGAGGAAGGUUUCGGAAGCAGGUUAAAUCUACAGAAAGGCAUCCCGCCGCAGAUGGAUCUACUGGAUGGAUCCUCUUACCAACAGCGUAGUCUGAGGCGAGGCUGGAGUCGCAGCCGUGUCCCCUCCGACCCCGCUCUCCACCCGGGACCGGAGAGGCACUGCCAUCGCUCGCGGUCAGAGCGCCCUCAGCUUGAAACGCUCGAUUGGAAAGGUGACAAAGAGAGGGACAACCGGGGCUCUGCCUCGUUGACCCUCCACCCUGGCCAUUACAAACACGGAGACUCCUGCUCCACCUGCUCCUCGUCCUCAGACUCGGAGGAAGAGGGCUUCUUCCUGGGACAGCCCAUCCCGCUGCCUCCCCAGCUUCGAAAGCAACCACAGGAGGAGGGCAAGGAAAGAGAGGGAGGGGAGGAGAGGGAGGUGCAAAGAGACUCAGGGCUGAGAGGAAGCUUCAGGCGGAGACGAGCUCACAGUCUGGGUGCAAAGGACAAAGAUAAAAACUGUGCUAUCUCCUAACCCCAAACACAAACAUCAAAACACUGCUAUUGUUUUCUAAAUUAUGGUGCUCGAAAGGAGCUUAUGACCCUCAUCAGUCUCGUGUUCAGGCUUUUUAUCAGUUUUAUGAUGUUGAGAAUCAAACACACACAUGCAGACUCACAAAGGUGAACCACAGCUGUUGUUCCUGGAAUACACAAAGGGAAGCACGAUAACCCUCAGAGGAGUCAGUGCUUGUAUUGUAUGUUGCUGACUUACAUUGAGUCACUUUUUAAAUGUUACAGAGAAGAAAAAGAUGUGAUGAAUAAUGUGAUGAAUGUGGAGUGAUUAUUGGUAGUAUUCGGAUUCUAAGUGUGAACACAACUGUCACUGAAACUUACGUUUUUAUUUAGCAUUACACGUAAUUUACAUAUGCAAACUUACAGAAGCAAAUGUGACCAGGAACUGACUGCGAGUUCCUCUUUCAAGGUUUCUAAAAUAUGUAAAGCUCUACAGUGACAGACUAAUCUUUCCUCUUAUGUGCGAUUAAACAACUGUAAUAGAAUACAGUUAUGAACACUACAUGGCCAAAUGGGAUGGAAUAAAAUGCUUUGACACUGUGGUAGUUUUGUACUUAGGAAAUCACAAAAGGAGAGAACAUCUGUUGCGUUUGUUGUAUAGUCCAAACAAAAUACUGCAAAGUAUAUAUACGCAUUUGUGUCUUAAAACAGAUCGACAACAGAAAACACUUUUACGACCCUAAAGGUCAUUUAUUUUUAUAUAUUUGUGGUGGGGGGGCGCUGUGUUUUUUGUCUGGGUAAGAGGAUAAGAUUUUCAUGACCGUUUCUGUUUCUCUUGAUUGUGCAACAAAAUGUUCUCGUGUUAUUAAAUGUGUCUU